This is a messenger RNA of Carassius carassius (crucian carp), 2571 nucleotides long. RefSeq names its product vacuolar protein sorting-associated protein 35-like. Gene Ontology annotation, biological process: retrograde transport, endosome to Golgi; intracellular protein transport. Gene Ontology annotation, cellular component: retromer complex; late endosome; retromer, cargo-selective complex. The record is from RefSeq and is a predicted model, not a curated record. The coding region runs from base 81 to 2471 and encodes 796 amino acids. Lineage: Eukaryota; Metazoa; Chordata; Actinopteri; Cypriniformes; Cyprinidae. The transcript has 17 exons.
AUGAGGCGGAACAGCGGCAGUCACGUGAUACGUCACACACGGGGGGUCAUCCAGUGUUUCCUCGAACAUACCUAAUAAUAAUGCCUACCACACAGCAGUCGCCCCAGGAUGAGCAGGAGAAGCUGUUGGAUGAAGCUGUGCAGGCAGUCAAGGUUCAGUCUUUUCAAAUGAAGCGCUGUCUGGACAAGAACAAGCUGAUGGAUGCACUGAAACAUGCCUCAAAUAUGUUGGGGGAGUUGAGGACUUCUAUGCUUUCUCCCAAGAGCUACUACGAACUCUACAUGGCCAUCUCUGAUGAGCUGCAUUACCUGGAGGUCUAUUUGACAGAUGAGUUUGCCAAAGGCCGCAAGGUUUCGGACCUCUAUGAGCUUGUUCAGUACGCUGGGAACAUCAUCCCUAGACUGUACCUAUUGAUAACUGUCGGAGUGGUGUACAUUCGCUCUUUCCCCCAAUCCCGCAAAGACAUACUAAAGGACCUGGUGGAAAUGUGCCGUGGUGUGCAGCAUCCACUCCGGGGCUUGUUCCUCAGGAACUACCUGCUGCAGUGUACACGCAACAUCCUGCCUGAUGAUGGAGAGCAGGCUGAGGAAGAGAUGACCGGGGACAUUAAUGACUCCAUUGACUUUGUACUGCUGAAUUUUGCCGAGAUGAAUAAAUUGUGGGUGCGAAUGCAGCAUCAGGGACACAGUAGGGACCGAGAAAAGAGAGAGAAGGAGAGGCAAGAGCUGCGUAUCCUUGUAGGGACCAAUCUGGUCCGAUUGAGCCAACUGGAAGGCGUCAAUGUGGAAAAGUACAAACAGAUCGUGUUGUCUGGGAUCUUAGAGCAGGUGGUGAACUGUAGAGACUCUCUAGCACAGGAAUACCUCAUGGAGUGCAUCAUACAGGUCUUUCCGGAUGAGUUCCACCUGCAGACGCUGAACCCGUUCCUGCGCUCCUGUGCUGAUUUGUGCCAAAACGUGAACGUCAAGAACAUCAUCAUUGCCCUUAUUGACAGAUUGGCCUUGUUUGCUCACAGAGAAGAUGGACCUGGGAUCCCUGCUGAAAUCAAGCUAUUUGAUAUUUUCUCUCAGCAAGUCGCAACCGUCAUACAGUCUCGUCAGGAUAUGCCAUCUGAAGAUGUUGUUUCGCUCCAAGUGUCUCUCAUCAAUCUGGCCAUAAAGUGCUAUCCUGAGCGUGUGGACUAUGUGGAUAAAGUGUUGGGAAGUACUGUGGAGAUUUUCAACAAGCUCAACCUGGAGCACAUUUCCACCAGCAGUGCAGUGUCAAAGGAGUUGACCAGGCUGCUAAAGAUUCCCGUGGACACUUACAAUAACAUCCUCACCGUGCUCCAGCUCAAGCAUUUUCCACCACUGUUCGAGUACUUCGAUUAUGAGUCACGCAAAAGUAUGAGCUGCUACGUACUGAGCAACAUUCUGGACUACAACACCACCAUAGUGGCCCAAGAUCAGGUUGACGCGAUCCUGAACCUGGUGUCUACACUGAUCCAGGACCAGCCAGAUCAGCCUGCUGAGGAUCCUGACCCAGAGGACUUUGCAGAGGAACAGAGCCUAGUGGGCCGCUUCAUUCAUCUGCUACAUUCAGACGACCCUGACCAGCAGUAUCUGAUUUUAAACACUGCCAGGAAACACUUUGGCGCUGGGGGGAACCAGAGAAUUCGUCACACUCUUCCCCCGCUGGUGUUCGCCGCUUAUCAACUGGCCUUCCGUUACAAAGAGAACUCCUCCUUGGAUGAUAAAUGGGAAAAGAAAUGUCAGAAGCUUUUCUCAUUCGCCCAUCAGACCAUCAGUGCUCUGAUCAAAGCAGAGCUGGCAGAAUUACCCCUGAGGCUCUUCCUCCAGGGGGCUCUGGCGGCUGGAGAGAUUGGCUUUGAAAACCAUGAAACCGUUGCGUACGAGUUUAUGUCUCAGGCGUUCUCCCUGUAUGAAGAUGAGAUAAGCGAUUCCAAGGCUCAGCUGGCCGCCAUUACGCUGAUCAUUGGCACGUUCGAGCGCACGCGGUGCUUUAGCGAAGAGAACCAUGAGCCCCUGCAUACCCAGUGUGCACUGGCUGCCUCCAAACUGCUGAAGAAACCCGACCAGUGCCGUGCGGUCAGCAUUUGUGCCCACCUUUUCUGGUCAGGACGCAACACUGAAAAGAGUGGAGAAGAGAUCCGUGAUGGGCGGAGGGUGAUGGAGUGCUUGAAGAAGGCUCUGAAGAUCGCGAACCAGUGCAUGGACCCGUCCUUACAAGUUCAGCUCUUCAUCGAGAUCCUCAACAGAUACAUCUGCUUCUAUGAGCGAGAGAAUGAUGCGGUGACGGUCCAAGUCCUGAAUCAGCUGAUCCAGAAGAUCCGCGAGGAUCUCCCGAACCUGGAGGCCAGCGAGGAGACGGAGCAGAUUAACAAACACUUCCACAACACACUGGAGCACCUGCGUCUGCAGAGAGAGUCGCCCGAGUCUGAGGGACCUGCUUACGAGGGGCUGGUGCUGUAGGAGCCUCAUGCAUUUACAUUUAUAUUUGUGUACACACGCAUAGAGAGAUAUAUGUAUAUGCCCACACGUGCACACCAGGGUAUUCCAGCCAGAGGAAAAA